Molecule: messenger RNA, 2595 nt
Organism: Bursaphelenchus xylophilus (pine wood nematode)
Lineage: Eukaryota; Metazoa; Nematoda; Chromadorea; Rhabditida; Aphelenchoididae
Source: the annotation of a GenBank genome assembly
AUGAGGGUAUCAAUCAGUUUAACUACCAUACUAUUGCUCUAUAUUCCUCAAUAUGCCAGUGGAAUAGAGCAAAAAUCCCAAGUCAACUUGGACUUUGAGUUGAAAAAAGAGCCUGGUGAUAAGUACUAUAGAGCUGAUAUAAAAGACGAUGACGUGGUGGAUAUAUAUCAAAAAUGGGUGGAUACAGGCCUCAGCUCGUUGAUGUCGGCAAUCGCUAAUCAUAAGUAAGCGAUGACUUUGAGAAAUCUAUAAAUUUUUACAGGCUAAAACGUCAACGAAGAUCGGUGAUUCAAAAGUACGGCGAAUGCUCAUCAAGUGCCACUGACAUCCCAAAGCAUGCCAGAUGUCUGAGUAAACUAUUGAAGAAUGAAAUUAAACCCGAAGUGAGGAAACGACCUCAUCGGCUUCAGAAAUACAGAAAAGAGAUAGAAGGAUUCAAAACCGACUUUUCACAGGAUCCUGAAGGCUUGCAUUUGCCAAAAAGAAGGGGUAGAAGAUCACCAAAAAUUCAGGCCUCUGAUUCCUAUACCCUCAAGACAAACAAAGAGCAAAUGACCCCUCUUGGCCACAUUGCCAAAGUCCUCAUGGAAUCUGUGAAGAAAUUGAAGGGCAAAUCGGAAAUUCCCAAAUGGCAGAGAACUGUUGAGAAGUUGAAGACAAACGGAGCAAAGAGAAAAAGGUACCAAGAGAUGAUCGAAAACGACAGUGAAGAGAGCCUGCAAAACAUGCAAUUGGGACUGAUGAAAGAGAAAAUGGGAAGAAAGAAGACGACGGCCAAUGACAUCGACGUUGAAGGGCUUAUAAAGGACCCAAAGGCGUUGAGAAAGUUAAUGAAAAGCAAGAAGAUCCCAAAAACAAAAGAGGAUAAAGUUGUGGGCAUGAUCAAAGGCGCGCUGAAACUGAUCUACAGCUUGGCGGGGGAGAACACAACGAAUUUUGAAGAGAGGAAUAUGAAGUUAGUCUCGCCAAGAUUUUUGGGAGUUGUGCCGGAGGAAAAGAAAGAUGAUGAGGUAAGAAAUACAGAGAUUUGAGCGACAUCGGUCGACGGAUUUUGCUUGCAUCUGGCUUGAUCGGAUAAUAAACAAAAAAAUUUCAAAAGUCCAAAUUUGACCUCUAAAUUUGACCAACUUCGUUACCAGAAAUCGAUUGAAAAUUAAAGCGGUCCCAGACAUAUGACAGGCCAAAAAAAAAGUAAAAAACUCUUCACUUUAUGAACUCCUAACUUGAUUAAAAAACUUGGCAUGACCGGUCGAACGGGCCAUGGUACCCGCUAAUCUGAAGUAAAUACCUUUUGUAAUGGUUUUUUAAAUUCUAUUAUAUAAUCUAUACCAAGCCGAUCACCAUUUUCAGAUCAGUCUAAUCUCGCCCUCACUCUUCUCUCUCCACGAUCAAGGCGAAGGAAUUGAGAAUCUGACCAGUCUCCCCAAUCUCCUCAAAGGAUUCUCCAGCCAAGAUCAACAACUUUGGCUGGAUAUCAUUAUGGAGGCAGCUGGAGUGAAUGAGGAAAGCGAGAGGCUUGAGCAGGACAUUAACGAAAUCAACAAAACACGAUCGUUGAUGACGAACAUUACAAACCUGGUCGAUGAAAAUGGCACUCCACUUUAUGCGACAAAAGAGAAUGCCACGGAAUUGGGGAUGUCGCCGGAGCACAUCGAAAUGUUCGAGAAGUUCCAUACAAACUACAGUAAAGAGCAGGUAAGGAAGCAACCUAAUGUCUAGUUUAGAAAACCCCCUAAUGUUUGGGACACCAAAGAUGAGCUUUUCUUUCUAAUAAAUCGCCUAAAUUUUCAGUUGCGCGAGAUGAACACCACUGGUUAUUCAAUCCUCAAACCGCAUCAAAUUGAGAUGAUCUAUGGCCCGAACUCUCCAUACGCCGAUGCGGCCGUAUACAAUCGUCUAAUGAACAUGACUGAAGAACAAAUUCGUGAUCAUUUGCACGACGAUUUCCAGCGAUUGGCGGAGUUGGAACACUUUAAAAUUGACGAAAAUGAAUUUGCAAAAUCUCAGACUAAUCAUCAUGACCGACGAAAGAAGCGUCAACUUUUGUCUGGUCUAAUCCUAUCGCCCGUUAGUUUUACCUGGCUAGUUUUAAACCCGUUGCUGGCUUCACAGCCAUUCAUCCUGUCGCCGGUUAUUUUCACGCCUCUAAUUUUAUCCCCCUCUCUUUUUGGGCCGAUUAUCUUGACCCCUUGGAUUUUCGUCCCGCUCGUCUUGUCGCCACGUAUCUUAGGAGCGAUUAUUCUUUCUCCAUUCAUGUUCAAUCCCUUGAUCUUGUCACCAUUCGCUCUUCAUCCGGCAAUCUUGUCGCCAGGCCUGUUCACUCCUCUAGUCCUGUCACCCCUUCUCAUGGUACCAUUCAUUUUGUCCCCUCAAGUCUUUACCCCAAUCAUUUUGUCGCCUCUUUGUAUGUCCCCACUUAUUCUCAAUCCUAUGGUGGGAUCGCCUCUUAUCUUGUCACCAUUUGUGUUGUCUCCGAUCAUAGCGUCGCCAAUGGCUCUAAGUGCCUUAGUUCUUAGUCCCUACGCGCUAUCGCCGGUCAUCUGGUCUCCUUUGAUUGUCUUUGCUGCCGUUCUCUCCCCGUCAUGGCUGAGCUAG